AUGACGAUGCUAAUCGACGGCGGAUUGCUAGGCUGGGGUCUCGUCUUGGCGUCUGCAACCCUGCUGCUUGUGGCCGUCUACCGCCUGCUGCUCAGCCCAUUGGCAGGCGUUCCCGGCCCCAAAAUUGCGGCCCUCACUGCGUGGUACGAAUUUUAUUGGGAUUGCCCCCGGCAGGGCCAUUACAUGUUCAAAAUUGAGGAGAUGCACCAAAAAUAUGGUCUUUCACCCCCGGCUACUCCACCCGUUCCCAAUGUUCCGAUGUCUGAUUAUUUUUCCUAUGGCCCCAUCGUCCGCAUCAAUCCGUGGGAGGUCCAUAUACAGGACCCGACCUACUGGGACACCCUGUACACGAACAACAAGCUAGACAAGGAUGCCUGGUAUUACCGCGCAUUUGGCGACAAUCGUGGCACAGUCGGCACCGAAUCAUGGCAGCUCCAUCGGGUACGUCGCGCCGCCAUGGCCAAAUUCUUCUCUAGUGCCAAUGUCGCCAAGCUGGAACCCAAGGUGUUGGCUCGGGUGCAGAAGCUCUGUGAUCGCGUGCAGGAGCAUCGGGAUGCCGGCCAGGUCAUUCCCAUCUCCCAUGCAUACCGGUGCUAUGCCACCGAUGUCAUCUCCGACUAUGCAGCUCCCCACACGCGGGAUUUCCUGAGCACGCCAGACUUUUCGGCCGCUUUCAAUCAGGUCCUGCGGGACUUUUCCGAGCUCAUGCUUUGGCAUCGCCACAUCCCUAUUGUCUUCCCGCUGCUGGAGGCGAUCCCGCGUUGGCUGAUCGCCAAGAUGGAUCCGACGGGGGCCCAGAUUGCCGUCCUGGACAAUCAAGCAAGUCUCAUGAAGCAAGCUCGGACAGUGGUGGAGACCAAGGGUAUCCCGCCAGAAAAGUCUUCGCCAACUGUCCUAGAUGCCAUUUACACGUCUGACGUGAUUGGACCGGAAGAGAAGACACUGCCUCGAAUGAUGGCGGAGACCCAGGCACUCCUGGGGGCCGGCACGGAAACUACGGGGAACACCCUGUCUAUGUUUACCUUUCAUGUUCUCUCGAACCCUUCCAUUCUGCGGAAGCUGAAGUCAGAGCUCCAGGAGGCAGCGGAGAAACAUUCCGUCACAGGUCUAAUGGACUGCAAGAUUCUGGACAAGCUGCCGUACCUGCAGGCUUGUAUCAAAGAAGCGCUGCGGCUGGCGACCGGGGUCGUCGGUCGUCUUCCUCGGCGGAACCCGGUGGCACCCAUGUCCUACACGACUCCUUCGGGAAAGACGUACACGUUUCCUCCAAAAACGACCAUUUCCAUGUCCAUUCGUGAUAUGCAUUUGAAUGGUGAUAUCUUUCGUAACCCGCAUGAUUUUUGGCCGGAGCGGUGGCUAGACAGCAGCGCUGAGGAGCUGAAGCAGAUGGAGAAAGCAUUUGUUCCGUUUGGCCGCGGGGUGCGAGCGUGUCUCGGGCUCGAGCUGGCCAAGGAAGAGAUCACGCUCAUGACGGGCAAUCUCUUUCACCGGUUCGAUUUCGAGUUGUUCGAAACGACGGCGCGGGAUGUGAGCGUCGCGCACGACUACUUUGCACCAUUUGGGCCGAAGGAUAGCAAGGGGGUGCGAGUGAUUGCGAAAUGA
This is a messenger RNA of Rasamsonia emersonii CBS 393.64, 1602 nucleotides long. RefSeq names its product Cytochrome P450. Gene Ontology annotation, molecular function: oxidoreductase activity, acting on paired donors, with incorporation or reduction of molecular oxygen; monooxygenase activity; iron ion binding. The transcript is spliced from 3 exons. The coding region runs from base 1 to 1602 and encodes 533 amino acids. The record is from RefSeq and is a predicted model, not a curated record. NCBI's taxonomy places the organism in Eukaryota, Fungi, Ascomycota, Eurotiomycetes, Eurotiales, Trichocomaceae.